This is a messenger RNA of Adineta ricciae, 717 nucleotides long. Lineage: Eukaryota; Metazoa; Rotifera; Eurotatoria; Adinetida; Adinetidae. The record is from the annotation of a GenBank genome assembly.
AUGGGUGCUACACCGUCAAUACCGGACUCAAUUGACGUUGAAGAGAUUACUAAUAACACAGGCCUUUCGAAAAAACAAAUUUCUUCACUGUGGACACGUUUCUAUGAACUUGAUCGUGACGGCCGUGGUGAUACGAAAGGUUAUAAAGGUUAUCUAGAUGCUGUUGAUCUCAAUCGUGUGCCCAAAUUCGAUGAAAAUCCCAUGGCACCUCGUCUAAUCAAAGUCAUUCUGGAUGAUUUCGGUUCGGACGCCAGAUUAACGUUUCCACAGUUUGUUUACUUUAUGAGUACAUUCGGUCAAUGUGAACGAGGCGGCCACGAACAUCGACAUCAUCACCACCACCAUCAUUCCCAUUCAAAACGCCAAUCAUCCAUACCAGCAACUACAUCGAAUAGCGCAUCCCAAUUUGUAACGAAAUCUCCUUUAGAGAAUGUGAAGUACUCUCCUGAUGAUACGCCAAAAACGCGUAAAGUGAAGUUCAUGUUUCGUAUGUACGAUAUUGAUCGAGAUGGACGUUUGUCAAAGGAAGACGUACAAGAAACACUGAAAAUGAUGGUCGGUAAAAUUAGUGACGAAGAAGCAUCUAUUAUAGCAGAGAAAGUCAUCGCGGAAUUUACGGAUGAUCAAUUGAAUUCCAAAGUUUCACUCGAAACAUUCGAAACAACAUUGAAAACAUUAGAUUUCAAUGAUAAGAUGGGCUUAAAACUUUUGAAAUAG